Striga asiatica is the source of this 2493-nucleotide messenger RNA. NCBI's taxonomy places the organism in Eukaryota, Viridiplantae, Streptophyta, Magnoliopsida, Lamiales, Orobanchaceae. The record is from the annotation of a GenBank genome assembly.
AUGCUUUCACUUCGCUCUCCUCUCCUUUUAGUCGAGACUCACAAGUCCUCCAGGGACUUCACUUCGCUUCGCUUCGUUUGCGAUGUUAUCAGCGAUGCCUCGUCGCAUGGACUUUCCUCUGUGCUCUGGAAUGGAAGAAUUGGGCCAACAAAGAAAGGGGAUUCAAUAACAGAAGUCAAUGUAAUCGAACCUUUGGACUUGAACGAUCCAAUUUCGAAUCUUGUUGGAGAUUCUUUAUCUGGCUUUGACGUAUGGGGCCCUUUCCCCACUGACCUCAAUUACAUCGAACCUGAUCUGGACGCCGCACCUGGAACUCCUUCUACCUGUGGUUGUGGGUUCGUUUAUAGCGAGAAAGCCCAUGCGAGUCAAUUAAGUAAGCUGGAAGGCACUUUUGAAAAAGCCUGGAACUUGAUCCAAUCUCUAACCAAUUGCGGCUUGUUAGAGCACCUAAGCAACGAUGCGAAUAAUCGCUUGCCUAAUUCAGUAGGGAUAGCCACGGACUCUUCCGAAACAUUCAGAUAUAGGAAAAGCCAAAGCCAACGCGUCAAAGUCAAGUCAGGUUCAGCAAUCGACAAGGUAUAUUCGAUUCAACAAUCUGAAGUAGUGGAGUUAGCCCUCGGUAUACCAUACUCAAACUUCUAUGACUUCACUGCGCUUCGCUUCGUUCGUUGGGUCGAUUACAUUGAGAAGAGAAAGAACUGGGAGUAUGAGGACAACUUACAGGGAGAAGGAAGGUGGAGACAAACAACAGGAGCUAUUCAACCAUCGUUAGAGGCAAACCUUAGAAGAAUGCUGGAAGAAGAGGGAUUGAUAACACUUAACCAAACAUCGCAAGGACAGGAAGGAUUCUUCUCCCGAGUCCUUGUUUUGUAUGAGAUAACAGCAGUCUUUACUUUCGUUUCGCUAACCGCCCAAAAGCAGGUAGAGCAAGACCUUGAGCCUCUUGAGAAAGCAACUCGGACAACUGCGAAGGUAGUGAAACCAGUAUAUAGAGUAGUGGUGAAGCAAGAGGAUGUCAAGAAUGAGGCGAAAGAACAGACUGGCCCGCAGGCUUCCAACCUGACACCGCUUGGCUACUUUUCGAAAGCAGAUCGAUGGAAGUUGCUUGUACGAGACUGCGCCUCCCGGCUCUCCAAUGGAAUUUUCGGCUCGCUUGGAAGGAUAGAGCGCCGCAAGACAAGAUGGCAUAUUGAAGGGAAGGCUAUGAAAAUCAUUCUUGUCUCUCGAACGCCUGGCAUACUAAUACGAGCCGCAUACUUGAAUACUAAACUGCUGGCUGUAAACGCGACUUGCUCUGCUCCUCCUAAAAAAAGCCUCUUUCUGUUAUACGAUACCAGCAUCAAAGGAAUCCUUGGACAAGAUGGGCUCCGUUCCAUUCCAUUUCCAUACACUGCUCUCGCAUGCCAGGCGGAAGAGAAGAAGUUUUCGCAUGCCCCACUUCAUUCUAUUCGGGGCGACUCUAAGGAUACUGUAUCUCCGGUUGGACUCGGCACUCCAAGUCAAAGGGCUGAUUGGGACAUUAGGGACGUUACCCUGUUUACCGAUAGGUGGUCUCGAACACUACCUACGCAAAUAAUCGAUCAACAAGUCAGAGCUAAGAAAGCUGAAGUCAUAGGGGGUCAAACUCCGUAUGAGAUUCUUUACGGCUCUGCUCCUCUCUUGUCUCAUUUGCGUGUUUUUGGUUGCCUUUGCUAUGCUCAUAACCAAGACCGCAAUGGUGACAAGUUUACUACACGGAGUCGUCGUUGUGUGUUUGUGGGAUACCCGUUUGGCAAGAAGGGGUGGAGUCUGUAUGAUUUGGAUCGUCAGAUUUUCUUUGUUUCCCGUGAUGUGGAGUUUCGUCUCAAUUACAUCGAACCUCAACUUCGUCGAUCCUCAUCUGACCAGAUGAUGAGGAGCCUCCGCUCUGUGCCGCCCGUGUCUUCUGACACUGGGGCUGUCCCUCCUGAUAUGAGUGCGUCCGAGGGGGGGUUCUCUUACUCCUCCAGUGGCACCUUCUCCUUUGGUUGUGUCUUCUCCUCCUAUAUUAUCUCUUUAGGUCGUGGUCAUCGGACUAAGAUUCCUUCUACUCGACUGAAGGACUUUGUGGUUGAUACUGUCUGUUCUUCGACUGCUCCCCCCACUGCUUCUCCCGAACCGUCUCCAUCCUCAGGUACGCCUUAUCCCAUAGCACAUUACCUUUCUUGUGAGUCUUUCUCUCCCGCUUAUCGAGCAUUCUUAGCCGCUGUCGCCUCCGCUGUUGAGCCUCGUAGUUAUGCGGAUGCCGUGACCGACCCUCGAUGGCGAGCUGCUAUGCAGGAUGAGAUUCGUGCCUUGGAAAAUAAUGGCACGUGGGAUGUGGUCUCUCUCCCCUCUGGGAAACGUGCUAUCGGGUGCAAAUGGGUCUUUAAGAUCAAACACAAGGGUCCAUUCCGACUGUUCUUGGCUGUAGCUGCUGCCAAGCAUUGGGAAGUUCAUCCAGAUGGACGUUCACAAUGCUUUUCUGCAUGGUGA